GGUGACGUGUGUGGGCGGGGCCAGGCGAAGAAGCGAAAAGGGGCGGGGCUAACUAACUGAGGGCCGGACGGCUGAGAGGAGAAGAGGGAAAGGCAUGCUCCUCGGCGGUUCCCGGAAACCAUGGCCCUCCGGAGGCCGGCGCCGGAUGGCAACGGGAGGCGAGACUGUGAUCCAAAGAAAAAAAGGAAAGAGGCCGAGAUCUUCCAGGCGCUGAGCAGUGACCCUGUGGACGUGGCUGCCCUCCGGCGCAUGGCGAUCAGCGAAGGGGGUCUCUUGGUGGAUGAGAUUCGCCGCAGAGUCUGGCCAAAGCUGCUUAAUGUGAACACCGAGGACCUGCCCCCUCCGCCAGGAGAGGAUCUCCGGGAGGACAACAAAGACUACCAGCAAGUGUUGUUGGAUGUGAGGCGAUCUCUCCGUCGCUUCCCUCCAGGGAUGCCGGAUGAGCAGAGGGAAGGGCUGCAGGAGGAGCUGAUCGACAGCAUCUUGCAGGUCUUGCAACGCAACCCCCAGCUGCACUACUACCAGGGCUACCAUGACAUCGUGGUCACCUUCCUGCUUGUGGUUGGGGAGAGACUAGCAACGGCCCUUGUGGAAAAGCUUUCAACCCAUCACCUCCGGGAUUUUAUGGACCCAACAAUGGACAACACCAAGCACAUCUUGAACUACCUGAUGCCCAUUAUAGACCAGGUGAAUCCAGAAUUGCAUGACUUCAUGCAGAGGGCAGAAGUGGGGACAAUCUUUGCCCUGAGCUGGCUGAUCACCUGGUUUGGGCAUGUCCUUUCUGACUUCAGACAUGUGGUGCGGUUGUACGACUUCUUCCUAGCAUGCCACCCACUGAUGCCAAUCUACUUUGCUGCUGUGAUUGUCCUCCAUCGAGCGGAGGAGGUGCUGGCUUGCGAGUGCGACAUGGCUUCCGUCCACCAUCUCUUGUCACAGAUCCCGCAGGACCUGCCAUACGAGACCCUGAUCAGCCGAGCUGGGGAUCUCUUUGUACAAUUUCCACCAUCGGAACUUGCCCGGGAAGCUGCACAGCAGCAGGCCGAGAGAACGGCGGCUUCCACCUUCAAGGACUUUGAGCUGGCCUCGGCCCAGCAGCGGCCUGACACGGUUCUCCGGCAACGCUUUCGAGACCGGCUUCGUGCCGAGGAGCGAGCCAAGUCGCUCUUGGUGACAAAACCAAGGACCAACCGCUUUGUCAAACUGGCAGUGAUGGGGCUCACGGUGGCCUUGGGCGCUGCCGCCUUGGCCGUGGUGAAGAGCGCGCUGGAAUGGGCUCCCAAGUUUGAGUUGCAGAUAUUUCCCUGAAGGUCGAGGAGAGUGGUUUCCUCUCCAUCGUGCCCUGUUUGAUGUGGAAGACCGGGAUACAGCUACGUUUGUAGAAGGCAAACUGGGUUUCAAAGCAUCCGUUCUCCUCCCCAUCCACUCACACAACUUGCCUUAGAACUUCAAGCAGCCCAGACUUGGCCCUGCUGUGAUGUUGCUUUCUGGCCUGAGGGAACCAGCCUCCAGCCUGAUGAUCCAGAAUCUCUUCCUUUGAAGGAAAGAGGGGCGUGUUCACCUUGGACCAAGGUGAGGUCAGAGAAUUUUGCUGUGCUUCCAGCCCAUUCGUUGGGCCUAUAACCUGUGGAGUGAUGGAACAGUAGACUCUCCAUGAUGGUUUCCACUUGGUGAAAUCAGAGAGGGAAGAAACGCUGGAAAUUUUCAGGGAAAGUAUUGGCCCUUUUUUGCAAUAUUAACUGAAAUGAAGUGAUGGAAGAUGUGACCGGGACGUUUUCAGAGUUGCACUCUUCCCUGCUCUCCUCAAGAACCAUAUCAUGGCCUGCAACCAGAUUCUGACAAGUAAACACACAAGGAACUCCCUAGGAUCCAGCUUUGGAGGCUGGCAAGGCUCUUCAAAUUGAUGAGCCAAUUAAUAUCUUCAGUCUUAAAGGGGGAGCGAAUGCAUCCAGUCACGCUCCAAGCAACCAUUCCUGUGAACCAGGACUGAGCAGGAAGCCUUGGGCCAGGAUCAUGAGCUUUUGCACCACAGAAUGUACUUCCUGUUGCCACCAUCCCACAAAAAAACAGUAGCAAUCAUUUUGGGUCAAAAUGGGGCAGGGGAAGGACUUCCCUCUUGGGGUGACUAACCUGCCAACAGGACCAAACCAUUCCCCCUUUAAGACAUCCUCAAAUGCUUCCUUUAUGUUUUAUAUUGCCUAUAUGAAGGAUUCUCCCAGGAACUGCUCACUGAAUCCAAA
Messenger RNA from Anolis sagrei ordinatus, 2237 nucleotides. It is a transcript of the gene TBC1D20, whose product is annotated as TBC1 domain family member 20. Gene Ontology annotation, biological process: endoplasmic reticulum to Golgi vesicle-mediated transport; positive regulation of GTPase activity. The record is from RefSeq and is a predicted model, not a curated record. Gene Ontology annotation, molecular function: GTPase activator activity. Gene Ontology annotation, cellular component: endoplasmic reticulum membrane. NCBI's taxonomy places the organism in Eukaryota, Metazoa, Chordata, Lepidosauria, Squamata, Anolidae.